Diaporthe citri is the source of this 1608-nucleotide messenger RNA. RefSeq lists its product as uncharacterized. Gene Ontology annotation, molecular function: succinate-semialdehyde dehydrogenase (NAD+) activity. The transcript is spliced from 3 exons. The coding region runs from base 1 to 1608 and encodes 535 amino acids. The record is from RefSeq and is a predicted model, not a curated record. Gene Ontology annotation, biological process: GABA catabolic process. NCBI's taxonomy places the organism in Eukaryota, Fungi, Ascomycota, Sordariomycetes, Diaporthales, Diaporthaceae.
AUGUCCCUCCUGUCCAAGACCUGGACUUCCUCCUCCUCACGCCUCGCCCCUAGGAUCGCCCGUUUCCAAAGGAGCACCCUACCCACGUUAUCGCUGUCCUCGUUCCGCCCAGCCUCGACAAUGGCACCCAAGCUCAAAGAUCCCUCCCUCUUCAAGACCGACGUCUGCUAUGUCAACGGCGAGUGGGUCAAGGCCGCCUCCGGCAAGACCUUCGAGGUCCACGACCCAGCCACCGGCGAACUGAUCGGUACCUGCCCCGAAUUCGACGCCAAAGACACAGCCAAGGCCGUCGAAGCCGCCCAGGCCGCCUUCGCCUCCUUCCGCACACAAACCGGCCGCCAGCGCUCCAAGCUGCUCCGGAGGUGGUACGAGCUGGUUAACGAGAAUGCCGAGGACCUGGCAGCCCUGAUAACAUGGGAGAACGGCAAACCGAUAGCCGAUGCCAAGGGCGAGGUCGCGUACGCGGCCAACUUCUUCGAGUGGUUCAGCGAGGAGGCGCCCCGGAUCUACGGCGAGACGAUACCGGCUACCGUGCCGGGCAACAGGGUCAUUACAAUUAAGGAGCCGGUCGGCGUGUGCGGCCUGAUCACGCCGUGGAACUUCCCCGCCGCCAUGAUCACGAGGAAGGCCGGUCCCGCCCUGGCGGUCGGCUGCACUACCGUUGCUAAGGCACCAGGCGAGACGCCCUUCACAUCCCUAGCCCUGGCGGAGCUGGCGCACCGCGCGGGCAUCCCCAAGGGCGUGUUCAACGUCGUGACGACGCUGCAGAACACUCCCGCGGUGGGCGAGGAGCUGACGACCAACCCGACGGUGCGCAAGGUGUCGUUCACGGGGUCGACGGGCGUGGGCAAGCUGCUGAUGAAGCAGGCCUCGGGCACGCUCAAGAAGCUGUCGUUCGAGCUGGGCGGCAACGCGCCCUUCAUCGUCUUCGACGACGCCGACCUGGACGUCGCGGUCGCGGGCGCCGUGGCGUCCAAGUUCCGGUCCUCGGGCCAGACGUGCGUGUGCGCCAACCGCAUCUUCGUGCAGGCGGGCAUCCACGACGCCUUCGCGGCCGCGUUCGCCGCGAAGGUGCGCGAGUUCUCGGUCGGCAACGGCUUCGACGGGUCCAACACGCACGGCCCGCUCAUCCACGGCCGCGCCGUCGACAAGGUCGACUCGCACGUGCGCGACGCGGCCGCCAAGGGCGGCAAGGUCCUCGUCGGCGGCGCGAAGCUGCCCGACCUCGGCGGCAACUUCUUCCAGCCCACCGUCAUCACCGGCCUGACGCAGGACAUGGCCAUCGCGUCCGAGGAGACGUUCGGACCCGUCGCGGGCCUGUUCCGCUUCGAGACCGAGGAGGAGGUCGUCAAGCUCGCCAACUCGACGCCCGUGGGCCUGGCCGGGUACUUCUUCUCGAGCGACCUGCAGCGCGUCUACAGGGUCGCCGAGGCCCUCGAGGUCGGCAUGGUCGGUGUCAACACCGGGCUGAUCUCGGACCCGGCGGCGCCGUUUGGUGGUGUGAAGGAGUCCGGCUUCGGCAGGGAGGGCUCCAAGUACGGCGUUGAUGAGUACCUCGUCACAAAGAUGGUCACUUUCGGCGGUAUGGGCAAGCCACUGCAGGCAUGA